Messenger RNA from Bemisia tabaci, 1742 nucleotides. RefSeq lists its product as uncharacterized. Gene Ontology annotation, molecular function: carbohydrate binding. NCBI's taxonomy places the organism in Eukaryota, Metazoa, Arthropoda, Insecta, Hemiptera, Aleyrodidae. The record is from RefSeq and is a predicted model, not a curated record.
CACGUGUGGUCCUCGGAAAAUCGAGGCGUUCAUGUUCAAAAUUCGACGUCGCGAGUGCACAGUACGGGUAGUUCUUCCGACAUGGGGGAGGCAUCGUGGAUAUUAUUGCUGAUCUUGGUUUGUGUGUCGACUGUUCCUGGAUUAUGCUAUCGGAUGCCCAAUCUGACCAUGGAGGCCAGGUAUCCCUCCGGCUUCAGAGUUUUCAUCCCAGAUCAAAGAGGCAUCGAGGAGUUUGGAUUCAACGCUAACAUCAAUGAGCCGCUGGAGUCUUACGAGCCUGGCGAAAUAUCAGCAGAAGUCAAAGAGAAGACCGGUCGUUUCUGGAUUUUCCAAGAUGACGACGUCGGUCUAGAGCCGGGCGACGCUCUUUAUUAUUGGGCUUACGUUGUGUUCAGGGGUGUCGUCUAUAAGAGAGUCCGCCAAAAAUGGGUCUGCAUAAACUUCGUACGAGAAUUCUCGAAUAUCACCCUCCCGAGACGCCCUAAUUCCCACCCGGGGAGACCGCCAUUCCUGCACCCAUUCGGACCUUUCUCGCCCCAUCCGCCACCGGCAAAUUUCACGACGCCUCCAACGUUACCCGCCAUCCCGCUCUCAACGACGAAGCGUUCAGUCGACACGACCACCAGCCCUCCACCCCCUCCUUCACCGCAACCUACGACUCUCCCACCCAGAACCGCGCCACCGGAAACUCAACCACCCCCUACAACGAGGGCCCCCCAACCAGAAACCACAACCGCGCAACCGGAAACCACGACUGCGCAACCGGAAACAACGACCGCACCACCGGAAACUACGACCGCGCCACCGGAAACUACGACCGCACAACCGGAAACGACAACUGCGCAGCCGGAAACUACUACUGCACAACCGGAAACGACAACUGCGCAGCCGGAAAUAACGACUUUGCAAUCGGAAACCACGACGACCGGAAAUGAGGUAGCUACGACGUCACUUCCUGUUGCGACACCGAACUUCUGCAACGAGAGCGUGCCGACGGAUCCGACGGAGGAUACUAUAUCGACGACGGUUUCGGACGCGACGGCGCGGCCUUUCGCGCCACCCGUCUACUGGCCAAGCAACAGAGAGGAUUGUUUGAACGUCUGGUCGCCGACCUACCGGCCCUUCAUGACCCGGCUCAAAAUGACCAAGACUGUGAUUCUCCUCGAGUGUCAAGUCAUGAGUCAAAAGAGGAAGAUGACUCGGGUCCGCUCUGAGCUUUUUAAUCUGAGCAAAUUCAACUAUGAAGUUGAGGCAAGGCUGGAGGCGCUUGAGAAAAAAAUCUACGGCCAUCCCGAGGCCCAACCACUGCAGUUUGGAGAUACCAAAAGAUAAAUGGGUCAAUUUCUGCCGUGCUCAGAAGACACUGUGUGAACAACCGGACGUUGCCAAAUUUGUUCUUAUAAAAUAGAUUUUUCUUUGCCUUAAGAGAGGUUGUGAAAGAAGUAAGAGAAAAAAAUAUUCAUAACUUUUCUUUGAAAAUAAAUACUUUAACGGAGGGAAUUUGCAAAUAUUUGAAUGAUACGGAUACGGCGCUUCCCCCCAGCAUCAUAUAUUUAUUCUCUCGAAUCUGCACUUUCGAGUUGAUCUUAAGCGCCCACAUACAAAAAGUGUCAGGUUUAGUUUUCUUGCCUAUAGUUUCAGGUUUAGCCACAAAUUAUGAAACAGUCAUAAAACAGGUCAUCUAUUGCAAAGUUAUAUACCAUGGCUGUGAUUUUGUCUGUCAUUAAUUGGACGUAUUUCUA